CUAUUUACACACUCAUUCUUCUUUCAAACCUUUUCGGCCAUCAUUUAUACCUCUCUUCAUCCCAAUUUCUCAACAAAUCUCAGUUUUCCAAUUCUUCAUUUUUUUUAGUUCUCUCUCUAACUAAAAAAAACCCCUCAAAUUAUUUUUUAUUCUUUUAGCAAUUUAUACAAAUUACAUUGUGUGUGUUUACUUAUAAAAGCCCAUAUAAUGAUGAUGAAUUAUUGUUCAAAAGAGUACAAUAAUAACAUCCUUAAUAUUGGUACGAAUAAGGGGUACUCGGCGGUGGCGCGGUGGCGGAGGAGGCGGCGGAGGACGAUGUCGGCACGGCGAGGAUUGGUUCGGAUGAAAGUGAAGAAGCUACAAAGCUUAAUUCCAGGUGGAAAAGGGUUGAAGCCUGACCUUCUUUUUCUUAAAACAGCAGAUUAUAUCUUACGUUUGAGGUUACAAGUUAAUUUUUUGCAAGCACUUUCCAAAAUUUACCAUAAUUAAUUAUUCACUUUAUUAUAUAUAAAAAAUUAUUUAUAUAUGUAUUUUAGCUUGAAUUGUAGAGCUAGUAGUAAAUUAAUUAAGUACUUCUCUCUC
Molecule: messenger RNA, 582 nt
Organism: Cannabis sativa
Lineage: Eukaryota; Viridiplantae; Streptophyta; Magnoliopsida; Rosales; Cannabaceae
Product: transcription factor PAR1
Exons: 1
Coding region: 208-489 (93 amino acids)
Biological process (GO): regulation of DNA-templated transcription
Source: RefSeq, a predicted model, not a curated record